Molecule: messenger RNA, 753 nt
Organism: Phytomonas sp. Hart1
Lineage: Eukaryota; Euglenozoa; Kinetoplastea; Trypanosomatida; Trypanosomatidae
Source: the annotation of a GenBank genome assembly
AUGUCGGUGCGAGUCGAGACUGGUGCGAUGGCGGCACCGGGGGAGGUGUUGUUCGCCUCGCCCGUGGGGGCGCGGGAGGCCACCGCCGGGGCCGGGUGCUACACACGAGUGGUGGAGGGUGCGGGGGAGGGCGCGGAGCGGCACAUUGUGGCGAGUCGCCUGGGUGUGGUGCAGUGGGACGGCUCCGUGGUGGCGGUUUACCCCUGGGCGGCACUCUCGCCGCGCGUGGGUGGGGGUGGGAGCGUCGGGGAGGCCGUGGAUGGGCUGCCGGCGUCGGGCGCGCGAGCGGCGGUUGUGUUUGGGCCGCGGCCGGGGCAUCACGUGCUCGUGCGCAUCACCCACAGCGGGCGCUUCUCUGCGAGUGGCGAGGUGAUUGCAGUGGACGGGGUGUGGAGCAGCGGCGGUGGCGGCGCGGUGCCGGGGCGCCAGGACAGCUUCCGCGGCGUCCUGCGUGCCGAGGACAUCCGGCCGUUCCGCGUCACGAAGGACCAGCUGCAGCCGCCGCUGCCUUCGGAGGCCUUCUGCGCUGGCGAUGUCGUGCAGGCCCAAGUGCUAUCGCAGUCCGAGGCCCGGCUGUACCAGCUCACCACCAUACCUGAGUGCUGCGGCGUGGUGCAGAGCAGCGUGCAGUGUGGUGGGCAGCAAGUGGAGCUACAGGCGGUUCCCGGCAGGCGGGAUGGGAUGCUUUGCCCGGUAGACAGGCAGCUGUAUCCUCGCUGGUGUCCCCUGGUGCCCGCACCGGAGCGCAGUUAG